This is a messenger RNA of Cuscuta europaea, 1942 nucleotides long. The record is from the annotation of a GenBank genome assembly. Lineage: Eukaryota; Viridiplantae; Streptophyta; Magnoliopsida; Solanales; Convolvulaceae.
UAAUAAUACUGCCUUAUGUUGCCUAACUUUCAUAUGCUCUCGCAAAUUAGCUCUCGUAGUUUUGAAUUAAACUACAUCAUUUGGUGCUGUCGUUGAGAGAACUAUUUAUGACGAUGAUGGUUGGAUCACACAGUCACAACCUUGUUGGCAGCAAUCAAGGUGGUGCUUGAAUGGAUCAGGUCGUGAUUGAGGACGAAUGGUCGUGCUCACGACGGAGCGAUUUAUGGAGGAGAAACGACAACGUGGUGAUUCAAGGAAAUUUAAGGAAUCGCCUACAAGGUGCUGGGAGCUCUAGGCGUCCUGCAACACGCCCACCACAGUUCCAUACACUGGCAACCGGAAAUCUCAUCCCGAGUGUGGAUCCGGCAAAAGCCUUGGCAUGUUUGGCAACGUUCUAGAGAGCUGUGGAAAUCUUGACCACUGUUUUUCAAGGAAUUGUUCCCAACGCAAACGAAAGACCUCCUUCCCUGCGCCCGGUUCCAUCUGUGCCCCAACAGGAGGAGGAGAUAUUUGUGCAGCGUCAGAGGAAUUCACCUCCGGCUAGGUCUCAGCGGUCCCAUCAUUCCGAGCAGACCCCGAGGGCUUCAGUGAUGGACCGGAUUGGAGGACAAAGAAUAUUUGUGCAUGACAGGCUCUCCUUCAGGGUGGAGCGAAGUGAUGAAGCGUCUUCCGUGGCCGUUCCGUCCCACCAUCACAAUGCGUGUGGGGGAGAUCUCAGAGACGAGAUCAACGAACAUCGGCAAGCCUGCGGAGAUCGCGUUUCCCCACCUCGUGUCCAGGCCGAUCAGGAUAAUAACGACCUCAGAAGGCGACUUGACGAGCUCAGAAGGGCGGUGGAUGGCCGGAUUAACUUCAAUCAUAAUGUGAGGAUUCCUGAGCCAUUCACCCGUCAGAUCAUGGAUGCCCUACUACCGCGGGGGUAUAAGCCUUGUAACAUUGAGGUCUACAGAGGAAAGACUUGUCCCCAACACCAUGUUUCUAGGUACAUGACUUACAUGGUGAUGAUGGAGUACAACGAUGUGAUCAGAUGCAGAUGAUUCUCAGUGACACUGGACGGGCCAGUGCAGGAAUGGUACAGAUCAAGUGAUCUUUAGUCUAAUACAGAAUAGUGGAGGUGACAUCAUCAAAAUCUUAACCAUCAAAUUGUAGGGGACCUAACAAAAGGAAUAUUUAGAUCAGACUUAUUAAUUCUAUUUUCAAGAAACCCAUACUUGUUUGAUUUGUGGAACAUGUUUUGAAUUGUUCCGGACAGGUGAGUGGUUAUUUUUAAUAUUUGUGAAAAUACUAUGGCACAUCCUUGUAGGUGAGAUGGAGUCAACACCAAGAUCAUAGACAGACCAUUCUAAUAUGGUGGCUCGGGUGAAGGGCAACAACUCAAAAGAUACUUUAAGACCGUUUAUGCCAGGCAUCAUUCUAUGGCACAUUUGGAAAAUUUAUAACGCAAGUAUAUUGGAUGAAGAAAAGUUAUCAAUAACAUAUACAAUCAAAUCCAUCAAGGAAUACACCAGAAAGUGGGUUUACACCGAUCAAAAGAAAAAAAGUUUCCAAUUUGAUGAAGAACUACACUAUUGACACUGUUGCAAUUGAUGCACAAGUGGGGCAAUAAAUACAACACACUGAAAUGGAAAAGAGUUGGGAAUCGAGACAUUAUGCUCAACACAACGCUGCCUUCCUCGGUCAGCGUGGAGCGAUCAUGAGAACUCCAGAUGCAGUUGGCAGAUCCAGAACUUUUCUGAAGCGUGGGUACUCCCGCAUAGAUGGAAAUGGGUUAGGUCGGGUCAAAUCAGGUGUAUCAUUAGUCUUUUUUGUCAAGUGCGUUUAGAUUUUUUAUUUUUAACUGGAAAUAGAUUAUUCAAUUAUGGCAACAUAUGUGGAUUAUAAGUCUAAUUUUGAACUUUUUAAGACAAUUCUAAACAAUAUAUAUAUGGCUUUUUGAAAGAAA